Messenger RNA from Serendipita indica DSM 11827, 306 nucleotides. Lineage: Eukaryota; Fungi; Basidiomycota; Agaricomycetes; Sebacinales; Serendipitaceae. The record is from the annotation of a GenBank genome assembly.
AUGCAAGCAUCACAUCUCGCUCGACGUGGCCUCUUACGAGCGCCCCUCAUCCGUUCACGCGUCCCGACGCUCGUCCCCGCGUUGACAAGAAAAGUCGCCUCUAUUCCGGCGGGUAACCACUUGCCAAAACCUCCAGUAGAGGUCUAUCCACUAUUCGCAAUCGUCUUGGUGCCUCUGUCAUUCGCAGCUUGGAUAUCCUACGAGAAGUUGGUCAAUGAUCCAGGGGUAAUUGUGUCUAAGCAACGAUACGAAUCUGGGUACAACAGCGAGUUUGGCGCUGAAACCCAGGGCAAUCUCAACACAUGA